Molecule: messenger RNA, 2763 nt
Organism: Amoebophrya sp. A25
Lineage: Eukaryota; Dinophyceae; Syndiniales; Amoebophryaceae
Source: the annotation of a GenBank genome assembly
GUCCAGGGGAAUCGCUGGCUCAGUGGAUCAAGAGUGACCUGAUCGACAAAAAAGGGUUCUCUGAGAUUUUGCUUCUGCUCGGAAAGAGUAAGAACCUCUGUACCAGCAGCACAGCUUCUGUCGCCUCGUCCAACGGUGCCCGGGAGUUAGAUGGAGGUGUCGGGCGUGGGCGAGGCCUCCAAGGGGAAGAUGGUGAGAGCAGGACGCACGGCACGACUUCUGCGUCUACUUCCGCAGGUGCGUCUCCCUGUGGGGGCAAAGACGAUAACUCUUUGAGUUUUCGGAUAUUACAGACACUGAUCGAUCAUGGGUCUUCGAAAACGACCUCCACAUCGAGUGAGGCGAGCAGUCUUUUCGGUCCUCUAGGGAAAAUUUCUAAUGUGUAUAUGCGGGACCGGAUAAAGUUCGACGCCGCCACCAGGUCCUCAUCACAAAAGAAGGUGAGCCGGAAGAAAGGAAAUAAGGGUGACGCGCAAUUAUUGCAACAGAAUGGCGAGCUUGUCGAUCAAAAUAGCGGCAAGAACAUCAACCCUGACGGAACAAGUGAUAGACGAGGGAGUCAGCAAGCUGUGGACGAAUCUAGGAGCUUCUACUUAUCAGACAGUGAUUAAGGCAGUUUCGUCCUGACAUAGAACACACCUUCUCUAUAAAAAUGGGCGCAUUAGUAUCUUUUUUACCAUAAUCAUGACAAGAUCCACCUACUCUAACCUCUUGAUGUGCUCCUGCAUCAUCUUCAUCUAAGUUCAAAAAGAGAAGAUCUUGAGCAAAGUUCCAGUGCCUGUUCUCGCCUGGCACGCAGACUCGUUCGAGGAUAGUGAAAAUAUUGAUACUGCAGGAGCUGUAACGUCUUCAUUCUCUACAGGAAGCAGAAGUGCUGCUAGAAGUUCCAGAAUAACUGACGUUAGUGGCAAGUUAUUCGGGCCACGUAUUUUGCAUGGAUGCCGAGGAGGUCCUCGUGGGAGUUCACCUUCCAGUACUAGAAGUGGUGCAAGUUCUAGCUCGCCCACAGGAGGGAUAUCUUCUUCGACCAAAGAGAUUUCGCUUCUAGUAAGGAUAGGUAUGGACGCUACUCAAGCCUUAAGAGUGACUGGGACGCUUGCACAGCUCUUUGCUCGACCAGAAGACGCAGUUGUUGGUGGUAGGACUAGAACAGAACAGCUGAAUAUGCGCAACAUGAAAGGGAAUGCGUCGCAGCACAGCAUGACGCACGCUUCGCAUAGCAACCUCGCACCCCGUGCGUACCAUCCCUCGACCAUGAAAAACAACAAGAACAAGAGGAUAACACUUUUUGUUUACGCAGCAUUCUUGCAGCAACAUCCAGAAAUUCAUGAGCUCUGGCUAGAACAGGGAUUCGAUUUGCAACCACGCGGUCUGAGGGAAGAUCCUACGUCUUUACACCAUCUCCGAGGUUUCCAAUUCGCGUCAAACAACCUGCUAGCGACACAGAGAGUUUGGACUCAAAUCCAGAUGGAUGCGGAGUCUUAUCUUCAUACUGGGACGAAACUAUCUUCAUCUCGUGCCGCGGACCCGGACUGUGAUUUACAUUUAUUGCCGUCGAGAAGUGUUCCGAGUGUUCCAGAGCCAGGACUCGAAGUACCACAUCAGCACGAAGAACUGGCUGCAAGAACUAGAUCCACCUCUUCUUCUAGCAGAGUCUACUACCUACCAGAUGAACCGCUGACAGGCUUUCUCGAGCCUCUCUUGUGGGAUGCUGGGUGGACCUUGGUAGAUAAGCCUGUUGCACUCACAACUUCGUCUUCUACUUUGUCUCCUGCAGAGGUGUUACUUCUGGAAGUUACUGGAAAUAGUCAAGCUGGAGGGGGAACAUCGUUGUUCGUGCUGGAUACAGAGAGAACACCAGAUGCGGAAGGUGUAGCGUUUUCGCUCAUUUCGCAUCCGAAGUUUUUCGCGUCGCAUGUCUCACUCGCAGUUUGUGCUGAGCUUGCCGCAGAGGACGCGAUCGAGUCGUCGUUGAUGUGGUUCUCUCUUUCCUUCACGGUUCUUCUCUGUCUCCUGCUUUUUAUCACCGCGGUGUUGCUUACCUCUACAACGAGGAAUACUUCAGGACCGGGAGUUCUUGGAGCAACAUUCGGGUCCUCUUCUUCUAUCUUGGGAGGGUUUUUCCGUGGCAUUCGUGGAACCAAAAAUGUCGCGGCCACGAGUACAACAUCUUCGAUUUUAGGGAGACCUCCACAGCAGGGGUACGAGCAACUAGGUACUUCUAUGCGAUCUUUCUCAUCAUCCUCUUCGUCUUCGUCUUCCGCGGAACAUGAAGGAGAGAACCAACAAGAAGCACACUACGAGAACAAGAACUACGACAGCAGUCGAAGUACGGGUCGCCAUUCGUCAAGCAGGAGUUCACCAGUUACCUCUGAAGGUGCACUAGAGGUCCAAGUUCUUGUAUCAAACAGGAGUGCACGGGAAGUAGGACCACCUCCAAGCGGGGGAUAUCAUUGUCCUUCGCCAUUCAAGGUGGGGAAAGCGUCAAGCAGAACCCGUGGUCAAGAGCGUCGUGAUAUGAAUCUUGGGGAUCAUGAUCAAGGGAUAGCGGGAGAUCGUGAUGGAGGAGAAGAUGAUAACUUUUGGAAAGGAGGCGUUCAUUAUGUCUCCGUAAGCUACGAUGUGGGGCACCCUUCAACAACAUGAUUACAUACAAUCAUGACUCCACUUUGAAAGUAGGCCUAAACUCUUCUGUGCGAAUACAUCAGCCUGCGAAAAAAUAAAGAAAACCCGUCCUCGAUCAUCUUCAGGACAGCUUCCGCC